GCUGCUAAUGUCUGCUUCAGUUAGCUUUUCUCAACUCACCUCGCUAUCCAAUCAAUUAUUGAUAACAAACCACAGCAGGUCUGUAUUCACCUAGCUAAUGUUUGGAACGUUGUUGUGGGAACGUAGAGAUAUUUUCAGUAAUAGCCCGUUGCGAAAUGGGAAGCUUGUAGAAUAUAUUGUACUGAGAAAGUUUCCUUUUACUCCACUGAUAAUAUCACACUCGACGUUAUGGCUUGAACGUGGAAAAUGUCCGAUAGGCCGGUGUUAUGCGCAGCCUGUGACGAGCCCAGUCCCGGGCCAAUAAGACGUUUAUACUAUCAGCCACGAAAACACGGUCCAUUUUUCCCGAUACUGGAACAACAGAAAGUUGGGGUCAAAGCAAGUUUAUUUUCCGGAGGACGAGUUGUCGUAUGCACAGGCUGUGCCAGCCAUUUGCAAAGACAGUGGAUCGCAUUCGAAAAAAAGUGGACUCCUUUGGAAAAACGAACCUACACACUCUUAGCAGGUAAAUUCGAUGUAAUUAAAAUAGUCUGAAUUUAUCACUGGAUGAGAUAAUUUUGACAUCUUUGCAGUUUAUCAGAGGUUAAGUUAUGAAAUAUAUAUGUAUCGUCUGGAGUUAUUAAUCACCAAAAUAAGCGUACGUUGACUAGAGCACGAUAGUACAAACAAAUGGUUGAUACAGCUUCUCAGCUACCUAUCAGUGACUCAGCAAUGAAUAAUUAUUUGUUAUCUUAGCCAGUUAUUUGCAAAGUUGCGUUGUAAAGUUGUAAAAUUUGGGUUGCUCUACUGUUAAGUCAAAACUGUAUCGUCUGUUCUCGAUAGUUAUCAAUGUAUGCUAGUCCUAUACGCUACAACUUCUAAUAAAGGGGAUUUUGACGUUAAGACUUCAAAAUGAUUUUUUUCAAGCGUUAUUCGGGCCAAAGAGAAUCAUUAUUUGCAACAUGGUACUUGUCAGAACGCGUCAAAUACUUACGUCACUCUUCAAAAUACCAUACCAUAUGGGUGCCGCUUAUAACUGCGAAAAAAACUUUCGAUUGGAUCGCCGCUACAUCUGAAUACGAAAGACAACAUCUAUUCAUUAGGAUUUCCGUAUCACGAUAUGAUUAAUUCGUGGGAUACAGCCGUAAUACAGGAAACGAUUCAAAACAUACUUUAAGAGUGAUCAAUCCUUUUUUUCAAACACGGAAACUCAAUUGCAACUUGCUAGGCAACCGCACUUGUAAGGAACUCGCCAAUACGAAAAAGUUAAAAAAAAAUUGAUUUGCUCAAACGCUGUGUUAGAGAAAUCUGUUAUUGUGUGGUAGAAUUUUUAUAAUUUCCAAUACUUGUGGGCUUGACAGCUUUUUGCAAUUGUAAUAAGAGUUCAUUUACUAGCAUCCUCUUGUUGAGAGGCAUGAGUGUAUGAAUACAUUUUCAUUAUGUAAAAUAUGUAAGCUGGAAAAGAUUUGGGUCUAUUUUCUGUCUAGAGAUAGGGAUUUGGCCCGAGAACAUUUUGAUAAUCUCAAAGGAAGCAGUUUUGAUCUUUAGCGUCAGAAACCAGAAAAACAAUUUGAAUCAUAUAUAUAAUAUAAAUGACAAUUUAUAUAGCGCCCCAUCCAAAAGCUCUAAGGCGCUUCACAAUCAAACCAGAAGACAUGAUAACUUGACUUUUAAUAGCACUACACGUAAUAAGUGUGUAAAAACAUCGGACCAGACGCUGGCGGCAAAGAAAGGCGAUGUUUCUCAGCAGGGGUUUAAGAAUUUGCGGGGCAUCCCCGCAGGCUUUGAUGCACAAACUAAAGCAAGCGCACCAUUAAAAAAGGGCAACUUGGGAUCGCGCUUGGGAUCUUUUUGUGAACAUCUGCAUGCUCAUCAUAAUCAUAAAUGGAGUAUGGCCACUUAAGACAUGCUUAUUGAGUUUGGAGAGAAAUUUGCUGGUGUCAAAAACAUUUUUUAAAAUUUGGGCAAAGGUGCGCAUGCUCUUGGCCAGGUGUACGAUGAACUAUCGCUGGCUCUGCCAAAUGAUCACUCACAUUGAUUUCUAGAGCAAUUUUCAAUUGAGUGUCCGGGAUUGCAUCGGUUUUGCUCUACUUCGCUCUGUGAUUGGUCCAGAAAACUCGCGCCACUCUCUAAACCAAUCAGAUGCAAACUAAAACUAAUCAUCACGACUUGGUCGCCCGCGUUUUCCCGCGCCUUGGGCAGUUUGUUUGUUUCUACUUGGAGUUCUCAUUGGCUCUCUAGGGUAUUUUUCUUUCUUCUGAUUGGUUGUUCAAUCGAAAAGCGCUUUUAUCAUGCAUCAGUAAUCACUUGUUGAUAAUUAAUUCUCAAAAAGAUCAUUUAAUGUAAGUAAGUAUAUCAUGAUAUUGACAUUUAUGAUUAAUUAAAUCUCAGACUGACAACAUUGAAUGGUGGUUUUCCUAUUUGUGACAUUUCAGCCAGCAGGGCCCCAAAGGGUGAUGAUUUCAGCGAAGCUGGCUCGCAGGACCACGCGGCCAAACUUCAGUGGCGCAAAGCCGCCAAAUCACUGACAGUUCAACAUCAAAUCGUGGAUAGCUUCCAACACACGUCACAUGACGAUGAUCCGAGCCCCGUCAGCAGAUUCAGAAUGGCGGCUCAGAACGUCCAACACGAGAGAGAGGCGAACCCAGCUGGUUCUAGUCUCCACGAUGUGGUUCAAAUGGCGCGCGACGCAAAUGCUGAUUAUGAUACACCACGAUCUGACAGAAACGCAGGAAACUUGCAUCUUCCUGUUUUAGCGAGAAACUCUCCCGCAGAAAGACGCUUACCAGGGGGUACAUCAUCUGAAUUUCAAGACCAGCUUCCUCAGAAAUUACGCGAAAGCGCAGACAUUUUGAUACGAAAGGUGGCAGAAAUUCAAUACGAGGAAAAUCUGCGACAGUCGCAAGAAACCAUUCGUGAGGCGCUGGAUCGAGUAAAAAAGUCACAAGACCGAGCGCAGUUUGUGAAGAGCCUGGGGCGCGAUCUCAAAGAGCGACUUUACGGUGAACUUGAGUUCCGAGAUGCCAACAGAAGUUUAACCGAGGAAAGACGAAAGAAAGCUGUUCAGGCGCUCAAAGACAACGAUGACUCCAAACAUAAGCAAAUAUUAAAAGAAUUGGAAAAGGAGAAGGAAUGGCAGCGAAAAACAGAAGUCAUGAUUGCAACUCAGGAAAAGAGAAUCGAAGAACUUCGACAAGAGAUAAAGAUAGAAAUGCGGAGCAUUAUGGAAGAACAAAACAGGCAUUACGAGGAACUGAAGCAAAUGAUGAUAGAUUCCAGAGCAAUAGUACCUCAUAACGGCAGUGACCACGCGUACGUGAGUCUUGAUGGAUCAACGCAUUCUGGAUCUAAUCUGGAGGAUCUUAUUCCGAGUAGAAAGAGAAGGCGUAACAGGGAACCCAGUACAACUUCUGCCCUAGAGGAGCAUUCUCGUGCAAGCACGCCAGAAUAUUAUAUCCAGUAGAUCAGACGUUUUGAUAGACAAUUUUGUAAAUCAGUCAUACCUUUUUAUUCCCAGACUACCCCCUCCCCCCACCUUCACUAUUAAUGUACAGUAUAUAUUCCUGCCAAGGAAUAGACCCUAUAUGAAUCACACACAUUCUUCAUGAAAACAUUUCGGAGAAAUUUAAAUAUAACAGAACAAAGCAAUUCAUCUGGAGGCGAGGUGGCAAGAACUAUUAUACGGCUCUUUCGCCAGAGAAGUAAAAAUAAUCGUUGUUAAAUUUAUCAUAACGAUUCAUAAGCAAAUCUUUGAUUACCCUCGUAAUAAAAAGCAGUCGAG
Molecule: messenger RNA, 3760 nt
Organism: Pocillopora meandrina
Lineage: Eukaryota; Metazoa; Cnidaria; Anthozoa; Scleractinia; Pocilloporidae
Source: the annotation of a GenBank genome assembly